Molecule: messenger RNA, 1314 nt
Organism: Entamoeba dispar SAW760
Lineage: Eukaryota; Evosea; Mastigamoebida; Endamoebidae
Product: br serine/threonine protein kinase, putative
Exons: 2
Coding region: 1-1314 (437 amino acids)
Biological process (GO): protein phosphorylation; intracellular signal transduction
Cellular component (GO): cytoplasm
Molecular function (GO): ATP binding; protein serine/threonine kinase activity
Source: RefSeq, a predicted model, not a curated record
AUGGAAGAACAUAAUGAUUUAACAAUAUAUAAAAUAGGAGAUUACAUUAUUGGAAAGGAAUUAGGACAUGGUUCAACUGCUGUUGUGUUUUUAGGAAUUCAUAUGAUAACAGGAAUGAAAUAUGCGAUUAAAAUCAUUAAAAAAAGCACAUAUAAACAAAAGAAACCACAAAUUGACCGUGAGAUUAUUUUUAUGAAAAUAAUAAGAAGUUCAUAUAUAGUACAACUCCAUAAAGUAUAUGAAAAUUCUACUCAUUUAUUUAUUGUUUUAGAUUAUAUGGAAGGUGGAGAAUUAUAUUAUUUAAUUCUUACACAAAAAGCGUUAGAUAUAACAACUUCUAUUAAACUAUUUUGUCAAGUAUUAAGAUGUUUAUCAUAUUUACAUUCUAAAGGAAUUUGUCAUCGUGAUAUUAAACCAGAAAAUAUUUUAUUAGAUUCAGGUCAUACUAAUAUCAAACUUGUUGACUUUGGUUAUUCAUUCUUUUCAUUAAAUGAAAAAUUAAAAGAGCGUGUUGGUACACCAGAUUAUGUUGCUCCAGAAGUGAAUAGUGGAAAUACUUAUGAUCCAUUCUUAGCAGAUGUUUAUUCAUGUGGAGAAUUAUUACAUGUAAUGUUAUAUGGAAGUCAUCCUUGUUUUUCUGAUGGCAUAGAAAUAAAUUUUCCUGAUAACCAUGGAUCAGGUGAUCUUUUAUCAAAAAUGCUUCAAAGAGAUCCUUCAAAACGAAUUACAUUACAACAAGUUAUGAAACAUCCUUUUGUUAAAGUUGCAUUAGACAAUACAAAAGAAACACCGAUAGCUAUGUACAGUGGUCCAGUUAUAUCAUUUCCUCAACAAGAAUUAUUAGAAAUAAUUUGUUAUAUAUUACCCAAUAUUAGUGAAUUAUCAAUUAGAGAUUAUUUAGCAUCACCUGGUUCUAACACAGUAAAAGAAAUCUAUCGGUUAUUAGAAAAUCAAUUUUUUAAUUCACCAAAAGAAAUAGAUACUUCUAAAAUUGAAUCAGAAGAUAUAUUACUUGCUAUUCCAACUUCAGAUAAUAUUAUUCCAAAUGACAAAAUAACUAGAGGUACUACAAGAGAAGUUGUUUGUGAAAAUUAUGAUAAUGAGAAUGAAAUAAAAUUAAAAAUUAAUCAAAUUUGUGAUGAGUUGAGAAUUAAAGAAUGGACAUUUUCUACGAUUAAUGGAAAAGACAGAGUUCCAUUUGAAGUCAUUUAUUCAAAAAAAGAUGGGUGUCACCAAAUUUUGUUUCAAACACAUUUUGGGUGUUCAAUGUUUAAAGACAUUUGUUGUGUGUUUCAUACUUUAUUAAAUAAAUAG